AUGCCUCCCCUAACAAUCAUAGUCACGGGCAAAUCAUCCGUCACCCACGCUCCAGAGCAUGGCACAAUCAGAUUCUCAGUAAAAGAAAACGGCCCCGAGCAAGACAAAGUCGCCAGGGAAGUGGUAACAUUAUCAACAUACCUACAAAGCUGGAUCAAAUCAACCUUUCGCUUCCGGACCGACGAUGAGCCCGAUGCCCCUCUGAUGAAAUUCUCAUCCACGAGUGUCAGAACGUGGACAAAGUCAACAGACAGACAUGACCAGCCCGUGCCAAACCCGUACCAUGCCAGUGUAUCCUUCAAAGCCGUCUUCCGCGACUUCGCCAAGUUGAAUCAGGCGAUCGAAGAAUUGAUAGUCUAUCCCAAGGUGGAGAUCGACGGCCUGAAUUGGAGUCUCACCGAUGAAACUGGCAGACGACUGGCUUCGGAUGCACGGAAAUUGGCAUUGCGCGAUGCUAUUCAACAAGCCGAUGACUAUUCGGAAGUGCUUGAACGCCAAGUCUCGGUGGUGGAAAUUACCGACCAUGGAAUGAGCCCCUACAAGGCUACCCACAGAAACAUGAUGGCUGGUAGUUUUGGUAGUCACCCUGGGGAGGACCCUGCGCCACUGGACCUCACGCCUCAGGAUAUUGAUGUCGAAAGUCAGGUCAAUGUCACCUUUCAAGCUGCGUGA
Messenger RNA from Penicillium egyptiacum, 672 nucleotides. NCBI's taxonomy places the organism in Eukaryota, Fungi, Ascomycota, Eurotiomycetes, Eurotiales, Aspergillaceae. The record is from the annotation of a GenBank genome assembly.